Penicillium angulare is the source of this 1794-nucleotide messenger RNA. Its product is annotated as SPRY domain-containing protein. The transcript is spliced from 2 exons. Lineage: Eukaryota; Fungi; Ascomycota; Eurotiomycetes; Eurotiales; Aspergillaceae. The record is from RefSeq and is a predicted model, not a curated record. Gene Ontology annotation, cellular component: Set1C/COMPASS complex. Bases 1 to 1794 code for a protein of 597 amino acids. Gene Ontology annotation, molecular function: protein binding; transcription cis-regulatory region binding.
AUGGCGUCCAAUCAAGCUCCAGGCUCAUCAGCACCGUCCUCAAACAUCAAUUCUCCCAUCAUCCCCCCAAACGGCGGGCCUCUACUCAAUGGCGCAUUCUCCGACUUGCACCCACGAUCUUCUCCUGCGCCAGGCAGUAACGCAUCUGUCCAAGGAGAUACUGCGCGUACCAAGCGAAAUAAAAGAGACAGUCGCAAAAAGCGAGAAGCGAAAGGUCUAGAUACUGAAAGUGCACCUCCGCCCAAAAAACGUGCAACGGCAGUGAAUACAGCUCGUCCAAGCGGAGAUCUCAGCAUUCUCCGCCCAUUACUUCUUGCGGAACCUCGUACCUCCGAUCUAUACCCGCCUCCAACGCGCCAGUUCACUCAAGUGGCUAGAAAGACAUCUGAGGUCCUUGGCCAGAACUGGGAAUUUUAUGAGGUGACCGACAAACUCACCAACAAGAAUGGAUUCCGUUAUAGUUAUGCCAUUGCCGACUCGGGAUUUCCCCAUAUAAAAUACCGCCAAACCGACGUUCGGCCUUAUCAUGCCCGUUUCAGCUUCGAGGAUUCUCCGGCUGCAAUUUCCUUCUCAGAGGACGCUAGGGCGGUGACUACAAGCGAUGCGUGGCAUACAGCGCGUGCAAAUGUAUGUGCUCGUGAGGGCUCUUAUUAUUACGAAGCACGCGUUAUCAGUGGCGUUCUCCAGGGUACGCCUCCAGGUACUGGAUCUCGUGGUCAUGUUAGACUUGGAUUUGCGCGACGGGAAGCCGAUCUUGACGCUAAUGUUGGGGUGGAUUGUUAUGGAUACGGCAUUCGGGAUGUGAAUGGCGAAGUUGUUAAUCGCAUGCGCUGCGAAUUCUUCUUUCCUAAGGGUGAAGCUAUCAACGAAGGCGAUGUCAUUGGCAUGCUCAUCAACCUUCCUCCGCUAUCUCUCCACAAAAAGAUCGUCGAAGGAACAUACGACCCUACAGUAGAUGGUGAUGGGUCAGACCCCACGUUACGAACCCCUACUGCUACCAACAUCAUUCGAGAUCGCAUACCUUUCCAUUAUAAAUCCGACUUCUGCUGGCAACAGUCCAAUGUCUUCUCUACCAAACACCUUCGCGACUAUGCCUUCAAUUUGAAGGAAACCCCGACCUUUGGGCCCCCUUCUCCCUAUAACAGCGAAGAUGCCUCGCUCCGCACAUUACCCGGUUCUAGUAUCACGAUUUUCAAAAAUGGUGUGAAAAUGGGUUCACCCUUCAAAGAUCUAUAUGCUUUUCUCCCUCCAGCAAGCCGACUGGCCAACGGCACAAACAAUCUUGGAAUCGGCGAGCGUGAGAAUGCCGAUGAUGGCAUGAUUGGCUACUAUCCAGCUGUCCCCCCCGAACAAACAGAAACUGGGGAACCCAUCAAAGCUAUUGGCGACCGAUUCAACGAUCAAAUCGUCGAAGAUUUAGUAGCCGAUAUCGUGGACGAGGUUGAAGCCAUGUUCACAUGGAGUGGCGUCGACGGCGACGUAAUCGGCAAUAACAACACCGAAGAGUUAGACACUGCAUCUGGUGCUGUUGGAGGCUCGGAAGUCCUGAAAGGUGGCGUUGGCGCUGCGCUAGAUGGAGCUAGUUCUGCUCCCACCCCUGGAUCUGUCCCUGGUGCUGCCGGCGCAUCUGAUUCAGCUGCAAACAGUAACCAACCUACCCCGGCUGCUAAUGGGGAUGUGCCGGUAGGAAACUCUGCUGGCGAAGAUACUUUGAGCGUCGGAACGGCUGGCACGCCUAGGAUAACUUUGGAUGCCCCAGCGCCUGAGCAAGAUGAGGAUGUCGAGAUGACGUGA